Messenger RNA from Diaporthe citri, 2556 nucleotides. RefSeq lists its product as uncharacterized. Gene Ontology annotation, molecular function: ATP hydrolysis activity; ATP binding. NCBI's taxonomy places the organism in Eukaryota, Fungi, Ascomycota, Sordariomycetes, Diaporthales, Diaporthaceae. The record is from RefSeq and is a predicted model, not a curated record. Bases 1 to 2556 code for a protein of 851 amino acids. The transcript is spliced from 5 exons.
AUGUCCAUCCUGUUGGACAGGAUCAGUUACGGUACGGAACCUAUCGUCGCCACUGCAUUCUACACAGAUCUUCCAGAAACGGUCACGAAGGCUGAAGGCAGCAUGUCCGAUGCCGACUUUAAAGCCGGAUAUUCCAAGGACAAAUGGAGCUCAGGGCCUCAGAGGAUCCUGAUCCAUUCCAAAGGGUUCAUCAAUGACCUGCGGAAGAUAAUUCGUGUUCCCGAUACCCAAAGGAGCGGCGCGCUGGCGAUGGUGCCCCCCUUCAAAUACCUGAUCCAUCACCGGGACGCAAUCAAAGCAAAGAUGAUUGAGCUGGAAGAAGAUGCGUCUAGGCGUGAGCACGCUCCAAUAACUUCCACAGACGGCUCCACCGACACCUGGCAGGUCUUGAGAGUCAAAUACUUUCGAUGUCUUCAUGACUUCAUACAAACAGACCUGGCGAAUUACCUUGGCUUAGAACUCAAUAUUCGGGAUGGGGAUCUAGAAGAGAUAUUGUUCGAGGAAACAUACCAUCUCUAUAGACCGGGCGACUUGGUCCUCGCGUCUGACACUGGCGAGAGUCAACUUUACCAAAUUUACUCGGUCACAGGGGGCAGGGUGCUUCUGUCGACGCGCUCCGAAUUGCCUGGGGCUCCUCCACACCUACGCGGUAGGGAAAUGAGAGCUGGCACCUGGAUGGACCUCCGCAUUGUGGCCUUCUCCAUGGGAUGGGAUGGAGAAAAUAUUGGACCCCGGAUAGCCAACUACGACCUACCAUACUUCAGCGGAAGGAGAUUGGUUACGGACUUGGAUCUCUAUCCCAUCCAGUUUCACAGUGAUGGUGAUGCACUACGCAAACGUUUGGGCGCCCGGGGUUCCAACCUGGUCCAAUGUUUUGGCCACAAAAAGUACACCGGAACAGCUGUGCCGCCUCAUCCGUCUUUGCAAAUGUUUCUGGCCCAACCCCCUGGCACCAUCAGCGGCAAUGGCAGAGAUGGCGAAGGAAUCAAGUCAAAUCCGUCUGAGACUGUCCGAGGCGAUGUGUACAUUGACUACAAAGCUCUCUACACCAACUACUUCAGCACAUUUCCACCGCUUAGCCUGAUGUCAAGACUCCCUGGUGAAGACGCAGAGGCAAUAGACACGCUGAGCGAUGGCAGAUUUUGGAACUGUAGUGACCGCGAUCUGGAUUCUCUACAGACGGAAAUAUUCCAUCACAAACACACCCAUCUAACUAGAUUCAGCAAGCCAGAAGGUAUAACAGAGGACGAGGACCGGCUCAAAUUGCUAGUCGGCCAGGUCCCCGCCUUCGUUCUCAGUUCCCGAAAAUGGGAAUGGUUGGAUGUGGAUAAAAUGGAAGACAUUGACAAGUCAGAAACUUCAAGGAACGAUGGUUGGAAAGAACUUGUGAUCCCGCACAAGUUCAGCGAGCUCCUACUCUCACUUGUCAGCAACCACAUCUCCGAUAUUCGGGUCAGAAAAUGGGAAGCUUCCGCCCGAAAUGAUUCCACUGUUCAGAUAGAUCUGGUCCGGGGGAAAGGAAGGGGCCUUAUCAUUCUUCUCCACGGGCCACCGGGAUCGGGCAAGACGAGCACCGCGGAAACCAUUGCAGCAUACACCGGCCGACCACUGUAUGCUAUCACCUGUGGCGACCUCGGUACGGAGCCAAAAGAGCUCGAGAAGAACCUGGUGAGGCAUACUCGCCUUGCCGAGAAGUGGGGCUGCGUCCUACUCCUGGAUGAGGCAGAUGUGUUUUUAAUGUCCAGGAACUACCUUGACAUGCACAGAAACGCUAUGGUGUCUAUCUUCCUACGUCAACUGGAAUUUUACUCGGGAAUCCUUUUCCUCACUACGAACAUUGUCGGCGUUAUCGAUGAGGCUUUCAAAUCUCGCAUCCAUGUGGCCUUGGAGUAUCCCGCAAUCGAUGAAGACUCAACCCUUGAGAUCUGGGGUAAGACGCUGCAGCGCAUCAAGCGGGACAACGAGAAGGCAGAGGUGAAGAUACUCUUCAACGAGGCAAAUCUCAAGAAGUUUGCCAAGAGCCACUACCGGAGGAACGAACGCAGCGGGACCACAUGGAAUGGGCGGCAGAUCAGGAACGCGUUUCAGACCGCGAUUGGCAUCGGCCAGUAUGAGAGGCUGAAAAGGGUCGACGAAGCAGAGAAAGAGGGCAGGCAGCCUGAGAAAAGCUCACGGUCCAUCAGACUGACGGUCGCAAGCUUUGAGUCUGUUGCGGAGACGACGAGCGAUUUCGAAAAGUACAUCACGAGAACACGAGGUGACGACCGAGUGAGGGCAGCGGCGCAUGAAUUCAGACACGAUGAACAUAGCCGUGAGCCACCUCCACGGAAGGGGUACCGUACUCCAGUCAGCAUGUAUCAAACAGAUCAGGACACCGGCGUGAGCAGGACAGGUCGCUCUCGUCAAUAUGCUGGAGCGUCUACUUCACCGGGUCCGAGGCAAACAGCCAAGGGACGGGACGCGGAGAAGGAUCGUAGCAGGGACGCGGGGAGCGAUGAGGAAAUCAUAGAGGAGGACUUAGAGGAUGAGGAUGAGGAUGAGGAUGAGGAUGAGUGA